Molecule: messenger RNA, 783 nt
Organism: Rhinichthys klamathensis goyatoka
Lineage: Eukaryota; Metazoa; Chordata; Actinopteri; Cypriniformes; Leuciscidae
Gene: msgn1
Product: mesogenin 1
Exons: 1
Coding region: 281-706 (141 amino acids)
Biological process (GO): regulation of transcription by RNA polymerase II; mesoderm formation
Cellular component (GO): nucleus
Molecular function (GO): DNA-binding transcription factor activity, RNA polymerase II-specific; RNA polymerase II cis-regulatory region sequence-specific DNA binding; protein dimerization activity
Source: RefSeq, a predicted model, not a curated record
UGUGAAGUUUGUGUGAUUCUCUGAGCUUUUGCGCGCGUCUGAUCGCAUCAGUCUGCUAAGUGCCGCCGUGUCGACUUAAAGACUCAUUUCCCACAAAAGGGAAUCUAAUUAUUUUCUUUUCACUUACACAUUAUCCGCCAACAUCGCCUUAUUCGCACCCGGGUGUCAAGAAGCGCGCGCGUCCCUCGGUCUUCUGCGCAUGCGCGCGUCUCUCUUUGAACCUCGCGCUCGUAAAGUUCUCGGGGUAUAAAAGAGACGUUUUGUCACACAGGAUAGAUAGAUGGAUAAGCUGAACGAAGACAUGGCGCGGAUCGAUGUCGAUGUGUACACGGCCAAAGUUUUGUCUCAGUGGGACUGGAGCAGAGAAGAAGAGGACCGGGCGUUUGGCGACUCUUGCAGCGCGUCCUCGCCGGAGUCCGCGUGCUCGUCCCCGGACGCGCGCUCCAGCAAUAGCGGAGGAUGCGAGUCGCAGCUGAAGCCCAAAGUGAAGAUGAGCGUGAAAAGGAGAAUGAAGGCAAGCGAACGGGAGAAGCUGCGCAUGCGCAGUCUUGCGGAGGCUCUUCAUCAGCUCCGGGAUUACCUGCCACCGGUGUACAGUAGGAGAGGACAACCGUUAACCAAGAUACAAACCCUCAAAUACACCAUUCAGUACAUUAAAGAACUCUCCAGCAUCCUCGACCAGCAAUCUGCGCAUGCGCGGCGCUGACGGGACCAACGGUCAACGACGGCUCUCUCUGUGUUGUGUAAUUUGAUCUGGUCACGUCAAACACAUGAUCAGCGUGU